Papilio polytes (common Mormon) is the source of this 1389-nucleotide messenger RNA. RefSeq lists its product as uncharacterized. The transcript has 10 exons. The record is from RefSeq and is a predicted model, not a curated record. Gene Ontology annotation, molecular function: protein binding. The coding region runs from base 98 to 1327 and encodes 409 amino acids. NCBI's taxonomy places the organism in Eukaryota, Metazoa, Arthropoda, Insecta, Lepidoptera, Papilionidae.
GUUCGAUUAAGUGCGUUUAACAAAAAGCUCCACUUUAAAUUGUUUAUUUGAGUUAAUUUUAUUCGAUAUAAACAAUAUCGGAUUUGAUUUUGUAAUAAUGGACGCGUGUAUAAACGAGCCGUGCACCAGCGGGGAUGAGCAGAGAUCGGCGGGCGUCAGAGUUGUCGUUCUUAAUCUCCCAGAGGAUGAAGGCGAGGGUCUCGGAUUUAGACUGACCAGGACACUUUGGGAUCCAUAUCCUUGGGUUCGUGAUGUAAAAUCUGGCGCAAGAGCUGAUUUAGCAGGCUUGAGAGCUGGUGAUUGUUUGUUACAAGCUGAUGGGAAGGACCUAUUGGGGAUGCCGGUAGGUCAAGUAGCAGGACUUAUCAGAGGCGAUGGAACAGGCGGCGGAGUCACUCUGCUUGUAUGGAAUUGCGGUGUAGAUCCUAAUGAUGAUCCUGAGUUACUAUGGAGUUGUGGCGGAGGUUCCCGCGGAGAGAAGUCCCGGCGAGCUCUGGCUGGAGUUAUCAAGGCUCUGUCGUGCUGCGUGUGCGCCGCCACCGCUACUAAAGCAUUGACAUGCGCCCGAUCACAUCUCUACUGUGAAGUCUGUUGGACUCGAUUAGAGCGUUGUGCGUUAUGCAGAGAAAACCUACCUUCGAAAGAUUCUCCGUAUUCAAGGAAUUUGGUAGCUGAACAGGUAUUCGAAGCUAUCGCUACGGAAUACGAACUAAAAGAUACAAUUCGAAGAACUUCUAAAUGUACAUCCGCGUAUACAUCUCCAGAAAGAUCUCCAAAUAUAUCACCCACUACAACUAGGAGAGGACAAUAUCAACUCUCAAUGAUGAAUAAAAGCAAAAGGAACAUACAAAAUAACGACAAAUUCCCAUCAGACCCGAAUAUACAUCGUACAUUAAGCAAUAAACAUGCUAUAACACCAAAUCCAACUAAAACAGUAGAUUAUUUAUCCGCUGGCAACAUCGGAAAUGUCAACUGCAAUUGUCACAGAUUAAAUAAUGACGCAAACCAAGGGAAUGUGUCACAGAUUCUAGUGGAAGAUGCCGAUAAUUCCACAAUAAAUUGUAAUAAAGCAAUACAACAUAAAUUAGUAGCGAAUUUACGACAAGCUUGUUCUAUGGCGGAUUUGCAUACGGCUGUGUCUGGAUGUUCAUUGUCGAAGUCGUUAAAUAAUGUUAGUAUAGGAAAUCAAUGUUGCAACAAUGGCGGCCAUAGCAACUCGUUAGAUAAUUUUAAAUCCAAUUGCAUCGCGACUUGUGAUCCACCUGUGUACGUGUUAGCGGCGCCUCAACCAAUUUACCCUUUAGCUUGCGAUCAUGUUAAAAAUUGAUAUACAAUGUGCCAUUUAGACUAGUUUGUAUUAAUUUAAUUAAAUAACAAAUUUAAGUACUG